AUGGCGCGGGCAAAAGGAAAAGGAAAAGCCAAAAUUACUACACCCUCAUCAUCUUCGGAUUCCACUGAUGCAAGUGUUCCUGCAUCUCCUCCUCCACAAAGAAAAGCUCCUCUGGUAAUUGGAAAAUCAAAAGAAACGCCCAAGAAAAGAACCAGAGAACCUGUCCAAGAAAAGGGAACCAAAAAGAAAAAGACUUCAAAACCUCCAGUUAUGCAUAUGGAAAGGGCCAUUCAUGAACCAAGAGACUUUGGGAUACCUCUGGAAACUGAGAAACUUAGGACAAAUAUGAUCCUAAUUACAAGUCUGCAAAAAGAUGAUGAUGGGAGAAAACUUAGAUUUGAACAAGGUGCUAGUUCUAAAGAUAGUGCAAGCGAACCACAGACUCCUGCUCCUGUUGCUCCUGCAAAAGAAAAGGCAAAAACAGCUCAAAAGGAACAAAGAAGCAAGCAGAAAGAGGAAACUGGUAAACCAUCUGGCAAAAAGGCUAAAACUGGUAAAAAGUUGACAGCAGAAUCUGGUACUAUCACAGAAUCGAGUUAG
Messenger RNA from Hevea brasiliensis (rubber tree), 540 nucleotides. RefSeq lists its product as uncharacterized. The record is from RefSeq and is a predicted model, not a curated record. The transcript is spliced from 3 exons. NCBI's taxonomy places the organism in Eukaryota, Viridiplantae, Streptophyta, Magnoliopsida, Malpighiales, Euphorbiaceae. The coding region runs from base 1 to 540 and encodes 179 amino acids.